UAUCUCCCCUCCUCCUCUUGCUUCGCGGCGGCGGCGGCGGCCCAGCGGCGGCGGCGGCUCCUCUGAGGAGGGAGGGGGGCGGAUUUUUCUCCCCCUCACUCGGAUUCUCGUUGGAUUCAGACGCCGAUUUGCUCAGUGCUUGGGAGAUGGGAAGUAAUGAUAGCUGGCACCUGAACUAAAAUAUCUGUGUAGGCACUACUAUCCCAGAACUUCAGGAUGAAUGGGGAUAUGCCUCAUGUUCCCAUCACUACUCUUGCAGGGAUUGCUAGUCUUACAGACCUUUUGAACCAGCUGCCUCUUCCAUCACCUUUACCUGCUACAACAACAAAAAGCCUGCUUUUCAAUGGACGGAUAGCUGAAGAGGUGAACUGCCUUCUGGCUUGCAGGGAUGAAAAUCUGGUUUCACAGCUUGUCCACAGUCUCAAUCAGGUGUCAACAGAUCACAUAGAGUUGAAAGAUAACCUUGGCAGUGAUGAUCCGGAAGGAGAUAUACCAGUCUUGCUGCAGGCUAUCCUGGCAAGGAAUCCUAAUGUUUUCAGGGAGAAAAGCAUGCAAAACAGAUACGGGGUACAAAGCGGGAUGAUGAUGUCGCAGUUUAAUAUGUCUCAGAAUUCCAUGCGUGGUAGUCCUGCAUCUUCCAAUUAUCAACAAACCACUAUCUCACAUAGCCCUUCCAGCCGGUUUGUGCCACCACAGACAAGCUCUGGUAACAGAUUUUUGGCACAACAGAACAGUCCAGUGCCUAGUCCAUAUGCUCCUCAAAGCCCUGCCGGAUACAUGCCGUAUUCACACCCUCAAAGUUACACACCACAUCCUCAGAUGCAGCAAGCUUCUGUAUCCAGUCCCAUUGUCACAGCUGGGAUGAGGAAUCUCCAUGAAAAUAAAGUUUCGAGCCAGUUGUCUGGAAAUUCAGCUAAUCAUCAUGCUGAUAAUUCUAGACAUGGCUCAAAUGAAGACUACCUACAGAUGGUGCACAGACUAAGUAGUGAUGAUGGCGAUCCUUCAAUAAGGAAUGCUGCGUCUUUUUCCUUGAGGUCACCACAGUCAGUCUGCUCUCCAGCUGGAGGUGAUGGAACCCUUAAAGGAUCAAGACAACCUUUAAUCCAACAAUCUCAGCCUCCACCUUAUUCAUCACCUAGAGAUGUUCCCCCAGACAUAUUGUUAGAUUCUCCAGAAAGAAAGCAAAAGAAACAAAAGAAAAUGAAGUUAGGCAAGGAUGAAAAAGACCAGACUGAAAAAGCUGCAAUGUAUGAUAUCAUUAGUUCUCCUUCCAAGGACUCCACUAAGCUUACAUUAAGACUCUCUCGUGUAAGAUCUUCGGAUAUGGACCAGCAGGAUGAUAUGCUUUCUGGUUUGGAAAACAGCAGUGUGUCAGAGGGUGAUAUUCCUUUUAAUGUGCAGUACCCAGGACAGACUUCUAAAACACCCGUUACUCCACAGGAUGUUAACCGCCCACUAAACGCUGCUCAGUGUUUGCCGCAGCAUGAACAGACAGCUUUCCUUCAGGCACAACAAGUGCCUGUUUUACAACAGAACACUUCAGUUGCUGCAAAACAACCUCAAACUCCUGUGGUACAGACACAGCAACAGGUUUCGCAACAAGGAGCUAUAACGUCAUAUGAUGAAGUAGAAUUGGAUGCAUUGGCUGAAAUUGAGCGGAUAGAACGUGAAUCAGCUAUUGAAAGGGAGCGAUUUUCAAAAGAAGUGCAAGAUAAAGAUAAGCCUCUGAAGAAGCGAAAACAAGAAAACAAACCGCCAGAGGCUGGAGGUGCUACUGGAGGAAAUAGAGCAGCUUCUCAGGAGACAGGUUCUGCAGGAAAUGGGGCAAGGCCUGCCUUGAUGGUUAGUAUUGAUCUACAGCAAGCAGGAAGAGCAGACUCUCAGGCAACAGUAACUCAGGAUUUGGACACCAUCAAAAAACCUGAAGAAAUUAAGCAGUAUAAUGAUGGGUUUGUGUCUGUUCCCCAAGAAGACCCCGUUGGAGUUCUUAAAUUUAAACCUGAAAACCAUCCAGAAAUUUUUAGGAAAAAGUCAGAUUUUGAAGGUCAAAAGACAGAUGUCCAGCAAAAUGAAAACAGACAAAUGGAAUUUCAGCAAAAUGAGAGCAGACGGUUGGAAAGUAAACUCAACGAGAGCAAACAGUUAGAAGUGAAACAUGAAAGCAAGCAUGAAAGCAGACAAAUGGAAGUGAAACAAAAUGAGAACAGACAGACAGAAUCAAAACAAAAUGAGAGCAGACAAAUGGAGAUGAAACAAAAUGAGGGAAAACAAAAUAACGGCAAACAGGAGAUUCGGCAGAGGCCAGAGACACCAAAACAGAAGAGUGAAGGCAGACCUGAAACACCUAAACAGAAGAGUGAAGGGAGGCCUGAAACGCCAAAACACAGACAUGAUAAUAGAAGGGACUCCAGUAAACCAUUGUCAGACAAGAAAAUUGAAAUAUCUAGGCACAAACUAGAUAUGAAAUCUGAUCCUUCAAGGCUAAAACCUGAAAGUAGAUCUGAUCCAACAAAACAAAGGCCUGAUGGGCGUUCAGUUUCUGAUGCACCAAGGCGUGACCAUGACAGCCUUAAACAAAGAUCUGAGGACAGGGGGGACUCAGAGAAAUACAGAGGAGAUCCAUCCAAGAUUAGAAGGCCUGAAUAUUUGAGAUCCUCAAACAAAAAUGAACAUGAUUCUAAGCAUGGUAUUAAAUCUGAUGGUUCAAAACCUGAGAAAUUUGAAAGGAAGUAUAGGCAUGAGUCUGGUGAGUCAAGGGAAAGGUUUUCUUCUGGGGAUCAGAAAUCAAGACCUGACAGCCCUCGUAUUAAACAAGAAGGUAAAGGAGAUUCUAGUAAAUCAAGACCUGAUAAACCUGGUUUUAAGUCACCCAACAGCAAGGAUGAACGAAGGACAGAUGGUAAUAAGAGUAAAGUAGAUAGUAAUAAAGCACAUGGUGACAAUAAAGCAGAGUUUCCCAGUUAUUUGUUGGGGGGAAGAUCCGGCGCAUUGAAACAUUUUGUCAUUCCAAAAAUCAAGCGUGAUAAAGAUGGCAAUGUUACUCAGGAGUCAAGGAAAACUGAAUUUAGAGGUGAACAGAAGGACAAAGUAGAGAAGAUUGGGCUAGUUGAAGAUCUAAAUAAAGGAGCUAAACCUGUAGUUGUCCUUCAAAAGCUUUCUUUGGAUGAUGUGCAGAAAUUUAUUAAGGACAGAGAAGAUAAAUCAAGGGGCUCUUGUUUUAAACCUAACAAGAACAAGUCAUCCAAAUCUAAUAAAGGUAGCAUAGAUCAGUCAGUGUUAAAGGAGUUGCCUCCUGAGCUCCUGGCAGAAAUUGAGUCCACCAUGCCACUUUGUGAACGUGUGAAAAUGAACAAGCGCAAACGUAGCACAGUUAAUGAGAAACCAAAAUAUGCUGAAAUCAGUUCUGAUGAAGACAAUGACAGUGAAGAAGCUUUUGAAUCUUCUCGUAAAAGACACAAAAAGGAUAGAGAUGAAGCUUGGGAGUAUGAAGAACAUGACAGAAGAAGUUCUGGUGACCACAGGAGAAGUGGUCACUAUCAUGAAGGAAGGAGGAUUUCUGGUAGUGGCCGUUACCGUAAUCGCAGUCCCGAUGACUCUGAUAUGGAUGAUUAUUCUUCUCCCCCUAGCCUCAGUGAGGUGGCUAGAAAAAUGAAGAAAAAAGAAAAACAAAAGAAGAGGAAAGCUUAUGAACCUAAACUUACACCUGAAGAAAUGAUGGAUUCUUCAACAUUCAAAAGGUUUACUGCUUCGAUAGAGAAUAUUUUGGAAAAUCUGGAAGACAUGGAUUUUACAGCUUUUGGUGAUGAUGAUGAGAUUCCACAGGAAUUGCUACUGGGAAAACAUCAGCUUAGUGAGUUGGGUAGUGAAUCUGCAAAAAUCAAGGCAAUGGGGAUUAUGGACAAGCUCUCAACAGAUAAAACAGUGAAAGUCCUGAAUAUUUUGGAGAAAAAUAUUCAAGAUGGAUCAAAGCUUUCUACUUUACUUAACCAUAAUAAUGACACUGAAGAUGAGGAGAGAUUAUGGAGAGACCUUAUUAUGGAAAGAGUGACAAAAUCAGCUGAUGCUUGUCUUACUGCUAUCAAUAUUAUGACAUCACCAAAUAUGCCUAAAGCUGUAUAUAUUGAGGAUGUAAUAGAAAGAGUUAUUCAAUACACAAAAUUUCAUUUGCAGAACACUCUAUAUCCUCAGUAUGAUCCUGUGUAUAGAGUUGAUCCUCAUGGUGGUGGUGUUUUAAGUUCAAAAGCAAAACGUGCCAAGUGUUCCACCCACAAGCAAAGAGUUAUCGUGAUGUUGUAUAACAAAGUUUGUGACAUUGUCAGCAGCUUGUCAGAGUUACUUGAGAUACAGCUUCUCACUGAUACAACUAUUCUUCAGGUAUCAUCCAUGGGAAUAACACCCUUCUUUGUAGAAAAUGUCAGUGAACUUCAGUUAUGUGCCAUCAAAUUGGUGACUGCAGUGUUCUCCCGGUAUGAAAAACACAGACAACUAAUACUAGAAGAAAUUUUCACUUCCCUUGCAAGACUACCGACUAGCAAGAGGAGUUUGAGAAACUUCAGGUUAAACAGCAGUGACACUGAUGGAGAGCCCAUGUAUAUUCAGAUGGUAACAGCACUAGUUCUGCAACUUAUUCAGUGUGUGGUGCACUUACCAUCCGCAGAAAAAGAUUCUAAUUCAGAGGAGGAAUCAAACAAAAAAGUGGAUCAAGAUGUGCUUAUUACUAACUCUUAUGAAACAGCCAUGAGAACAGCACAAAACUUCCUUUCUAUUUUCCUUAAGAAGUGCGGCAGUAAACAAGGGGAAGAAGAUUACAGGCCGCUGUUUGAGAACUUCAUUCAAGAUCUUCUUUCAACAGUCAACAAACCAGAAUGGCCAGCUGCAGAGUUGCUACUUAGCUUAUUAGGAAGACUAUUGGUUCACCAAUUUAGUAACAAAUCUACAGAAAUGGCAUUAAGAGUUGCAUCACUUGACUAUCUUGGAACUGUAGCUGCAAGACUAAGGAAAGAUGCGGUCACUAGCAAAAUGGAUCAAGGAUCUAUAGCCAGAAUCCUCAAACAGGUUUCAGGAGGAGAAGACGAAAUUCAACAGCUGCAAAAGGCUUUGCUAGAUUAUCUGGAUGAGAACACAGAAAUUGAUGCAUCAUUAGUGUUUUCUCGGAAGUUUUAUGUAGCUCAGUGGUUCCGUGAUACAACUAUGGAGACAGAAAAAGCAAUUAAAUCUCAGAAAGAUGAGGAUUCAUCUGAAGGAACUCAUCAUGCAAAAGAUGUUGAGACCACAGGACAAAUCAUGCAUAGAGCAGAAAGUCGCAAAAAGUUUCUUCGCAGCAUCAUUAAAACCGCUCCAUCUCAAUUCAGUACAUUAAAGAUGAAUUCUGAUACUGUGGACUAUGAGGAUGCAUGUUUGAUUGUUCGCUACUUGGCCUCUAUGAGGCCGUUUGCCCAGAGCUUCGAUAUUUAUUUGACACAGAUUCUGCGUGUACUUGGUGAAAAUGCAAUUGCAGUCCGAACAAAAGCCAUGAAGUGUUUAUCUGAAGUUGUUGCUGUAGACCCCAGUAUUCUAGCCAGGCUGGAUAUGCAGCGAGGAGUUCAUGGGCGGCUCAUGGAUAACUCCACCAGUGUACGAGAAGCAGCUGUGGAGCUGCUUGGCCGAUUUGUGCUUUGUCGCCCUCAGCUUGCUGAGCAGUAUUAUGACAUGCUGAUUGAAAGGAUAUUGGAUACUGGUAUCAGUGUCAGAAAAAGAGUCAUAAAGAUACUUAGGGAUAUCUGCAUUGAACAACCAACGUUCCCCAAAAUUACAGAAAUGUGUGUGAAAAUGAUUCGGAGAGUCAAUGAUGAAGAAGGCAUUAAGAAAUUAGUAAAUGAGACAUUCCAGAAACUCUGGUUUACUCCAACUCCACACCAUGACAAAGAAGCAAUGACAAGGAAAAUACUAAACAUCACCGAUGUGGUUGCAGCUUGUAGAGAUACAGGGUAUGAUUGGUUUGAACAGCUUCUUCAAAAUCUGUUGAAGUCGGAAGAGGAUGCCUCAUAUAAACCUGUGAAGAAAGCCUGUACUCAACUUGUUGACAAUUUGGUUGAGCACAUUCUUAAAUAUGAAGAAUCUUUAUCAGAUUCUGACAACAAAGGUGUGAAUUCUGGUCGAUUGGUUGCUUGCAUAACCACUUUGUUCUUAUUCAGUAAAAUAAGGCCCCAGCUGAUGGUCAAACAUGCCAUGACGAUGCAGCCAUACCUGACCACUAAAUGUAGUACCCAGAAUGAUUUCAUGGUGAUCUGCAAUGUUGCAAAAAUCUUAGAGCUUGUAGUGCCACUAAUGGAGCACCCAAGUGAGACCUUUCUUGCCACUAUUGAGGAAGACCUCAUGAAACUCAUCAUCAAAUAUGGCAUGACAGUUGUUCAGCAUUGUGUGAGCUGUCUUGGGGCUGUUGUGAACAAGGUCACCCAGAACUAUAAAUUUGUAUGGGCCUGUUUUAAUAGAUACUAUGGUGCACUUUCUAAAUUAAAAAAUCAACACCAAGAAGACCCCAACAGUACAAUACUAACUGCCAAUAAACCAGCACUCCUUAGGUCACUUUUCACUGUUGGAGCACUGUGUCGGCAUUUUGAUUUUGAUCAGGAAGAUUUUAAGGGCAACAGUAAGGUUAACAUUAAGGAUAAAGUACUUGAACUGCUGAUGUAUUUUACGAAGCAUUCAGAUGAAGAAGUACAGACGAAAGCCAUUAUUGGCCUUGGAUUUGCAUUUAUCCAGCACCCAAGUUUAAUGUUUGAACAGGAAGUGAAGACUCUGUACAACAGCAUUCUUUCAGAUAAGAACUGUUCAGUAAACUUAAAAAUCCAGGUGUUAAAAAACCUCCAGACCUACUUGCAGGAGGAGGAUACACGUAUGCAGCAGGCAGACAGAGACUGGAAAAAAGUAGCAAAACAGGAAGACCUGAAAGAAAUGGGUGAUAUUUCCUCAGGGAUGAGUAGUUCCAUCAUGCAGCUAUAUCUCAAACAGGUCCUUGAGGCUUUCUUUCAUAACCAGUCCAGUGUACGCCACUUUGCUCUAAAUGUCAUUGCACUGACGUUAAACCAGGGCCUCAUCCAUCCUGUUCAGUGUGUGCCGUACUUAAUUGCUAUGGGCACAGAUCCAGAGCCCUCCAUGCGAAAUAAAGCUGACCAGCAGUUGGUGGAAAUAGAAAAAUAUGCUGGGUUCAUUCACAUGAAAGCAGUGGCUGGUAUGAAGAUGUCUUACCAGGUACAACAGGCAAUUAAUACCUGCCCAAAAGAUCCUGUAAGAGGUUUUAGACACGAUGAGUCAUCCAGUGCAUUAUGCUCACACCUGUACUCCAUGAUCCGAGGGAACCGUCAACACAGACGAGCCUUUCUCAUUUCUUUACUCAACCUCUUUGAUGAUACUGCAAAAACAGAGGUGAAUAUGCUUUUGUACAUAGCCGACAAUCUAGCCUGUUUUCCUUACCAAACACAGGAGGAGCCGCUGUUUAUAAUGCAUCAUAUAGACAUUACACUAUCAGUUUCUGGUAGCAACCUACUACAGUCAUUUAAAGAGUCUAUGGUGAAAGACAAAAAAAAGGAAAGAAAGCCUUCAUCAGAUGAGGAGAGUGAGAGUGACAGUAACAGUGGCAGCGAGAGUGAAAGUGAGGAGGAAGCUUCUAAGCCUCGAAGGUUACGGAAACGAGUGGACUCUGAUUCAGAUUCUGAUGAAGAAAAUGACAUAAAUGCUGUGAUGAAAUGUUUACCUGAAAAUUCAGCUCCUUUAAUUGAAUUUGCUAAUGUCUCCCAAGGCAUAUUAUUACUUUUGAUGCUGAAACAGCAUUUAAAGAACCUCUGUGGAUUCUCUGAUAGUAAAAUUCAAAAAUAUUCUCCAUCUGAAUCUGCAAAAGUUUAUGAUAAAGCUAUAAACAGGAAGACAGGAGUGCAUUUCCAUCCAAAACAAACUUUGGAUUUUCUGCGAAGUGACAUGGCUAAUUCCAAGAUCACUGAAGAAGUGAAGAGGAGUAUAGUAAAACAGUACUUAGAUUUCAAGCUCCUUAUGGAACAUUUGGAUCCUGAUGAAGAGGAAGAAGAUGGAGAGGUGUCAGCUAGCACAAAUGCUCGGAACAAAGCAAUUACCUCGCUGCUUGGAGGAGGCAGCCCUAAAAACAAUGCAGCUGAGACAGAGGACGAUGAAAGUGAUGGGGAGGAUAGAGGAGGAGGCACUUCAGGGUCAUUGAGAAGGUCAAAACGAAAUUCAGACUACGAGUUGGCAGCACAGAUGAAUGAAAGUGUUGAUGUCAUGGAUGUCAUCGCUAUUUGCUGUCCAAAGUACAAAGACCGACCACAAAUUGCAAGAGUAGUACAGAAAACCAGCAAUGGCUUCAGUGUUCAGUGGAUGGCAGGCUCCUACAGUGGCUCCUGGACUGAGGCUAAGCGCCGUGAUGGCCGCAAACUGGUGCCUUGGGUAGACACUAUUAAAGAGUCAGACAAUUACAAAAAAAUUGCUCUAACGAGUGCUAAUAAGCUGACUAAUAAAGUUGUGCAGACUUUACGAUCGCUGUAUGCCGCCAAGGAUGGAACUUCCAGCUAAUGAAUUUGUACAUGCAGCCAAAUUUACAGGAAAUGAAAUAACAGAAAAACUUGAAAUAUCAACUUUCUGGCAAAAAAAAAAAAGUCAGUUAAAUGAAGAGUAAGAAUGGAACCUGGGACGCGGAAAAAAGAAGGAAAUGUUUGGUAAACAUUUUGUGGGAGCUUCCUUCGCUGUUGUGCAGCAGAAACUUCUCAGUUCAUUUUUACUCCCACUGUAUUAUAGUUUAACAAAAAAUUGUUUAUAUCUUGAAAAAAAAAACCUUUCUGUUUAAAAAAAAUAAACAAGUGAAUGUUGGAAAUUAGUCUGUUAAUGUUCUUAAUAAAGUGUUCUUGGAGUUUAACCUAGCAGCGGAUGGCUUUCUUUAGCUUAGCCCAGUUUCCAGGAAAGCAUUGUUUUACAGGCUGUAAAAUGGCAGAAUCUCCUGGAUAUAAUUUAUUCUGUUGAAGAAAAAAAAAAAAGAAAAAAAAAGCAUGCAGUAUCUAUGACCUAUCUGCAGGAGGAGUUUUGUAAAUGUAGAUUUUGAUGUAUUAGGUCACCCUGAAAUAAUACAAGAAAAGGGAUCCCCAGCAAAUCUGGUGGAACGAAUACUGCAAUAAAUUUUUCUUCUCUUUGUUACUUGUCUGUUUCCAUUUGAAUUUCUUAUUGUAAAGAUCUGUUUAAAUCCAUUUAUAUUAUUUUGCAGUCUUUUAUGUAAAAUUUACUAUAUCAGUGGUUUUCAAAACAAGACAUAAAAUAUUGUUUAUACAGUUUGUAUAGGCUGACUUCUGAAUAAUUGGUAUCUUUUUAUUUUUAUCCCUGAAAGGGUAUAAACACAAGUUAACUCCAGGGUUUUAUUGUAUCCUGCAAUAUUUAGUAUUAACUAUAUGAUUUAGCACUGUGCCAAACACAUUUUCAAGAGUACAUUUUGAUAUAAAAAGAAACUAUAGUUUAUUCCUUGUAUGCUUCAAUUUCUUUCUAAUGCUGUCCAAAUGGUAAUUUAUGGUAGUUCAUAUCUGGGGAAAGCUGAAUGACUAUUCUGCUUGGGCAAACUGGCCAUGUGUGCAUUUCUCUGUGUUAAUAUAGAGAGGUUUGUGUCAAGAGGAGAUCUCUACCAGUAUUUGAGGAGUGAAUGGGUAUGAGUCUGGCUAAUUACACUACAUUCCUUCACAAAUGAAUUUAAAAAAAAAAAAAAAGUUUGUAUAUUAGACUAUUUUUUUUAAUUGAAAGAUGUUUUCACGUUUUGUAAAUUGAAAAAAUGCUACUGAAAUCUUCCAGAAGCAUUUGCUUCAACUGCCUUGCCACAGCCUUUCGUAAGCAGUUUGUCUUCCUAGAGAGUAAGAAAAGUAGCAUAUUUGCAAACAGGAAAAAAGUCUAAAACCGCUAAACUUCUUAGGGGACUAUUAAACCCUGCUGUCUUUUCAAAUGUAUUUAUCGAAAACAGAUGUUCCUCAACACGUAAUUCUUUUUCUAUUAUGUUUUGUUUCUUUUACAAAUUUAAUAUAUGAUAGGAUGCUGUUUUUAUGAAACUAACUUGCAGAAUUCUAAUACUUUAGUCAAUUUGUGAGGAAUAGAACAGUAUUCCAAAAUAUUCUUAUGUACAGAAAACUCACAUUAAACAAAUUAUUAAUAACUCCUCGGAAUCCAGUUAGUAAGUUGUUCCUAUAGGAAAUGCCUUUUUGCUGUUUCAUCACUGGAAUUUUUCUGAACAGAAAUAUUUUUAGCACCUCUUUGUUUUCACAGUUUAUAGUGUUUUCUUCACUGUAUGAAAGGCCACCUCUUGGGCUAAGAUAGAUAUUGUUAAAGUAGGGAGAAGUACAAGUCGCUCCUCUGCAACACUGGAAGUGAGACAUUUUUGGAUCAAACAAUGAAAGACUGUAUUUCUCAGGACCAGAUGCAGCUUUUAUAGCGGGAGACUCAGAGAAUAGAGGGGUUAUAUAACAUGUCACAUGUUAUUACUAAAAAGAGGUGAAAAUACUUCACAAGAAAACUCCCAGGUGAUAAAAACAAGGAUUUCAUACAGUUGCAAUGUAAAAUGAAAUUGUCUGUUAGUCAUCUCUGAUGCGAUUUAUAUUAAAGCAUCUUAUCUUUAAUAGCUAAUACAAAUAUUUCCUUGUUCAUAAAUACUUUUCUGGCUUUUUCAAUAGCAAAGACGGGGUUUUAUUUCAAUGUGCUUGGUAUUUAUUGGAAUAAAAUUAUCAGAAAGAAAUUAUGAUUAAACAAUGGAAACCUGAAGGCUAAAGUUGUCUUAGUUGAGGGGAUUUAGACUAUUACUAUAUUGUGUGAUAUGCCAAGUGCUCCUUGAUGGGAUCUGAUGGCUGUUAUAUAAUUUACAGUUAUAAAACUGAUUUUAGAUUAUUAAAUAAAUUGAAUAUGAUUCUUACUAUUUAAGAGUUGAAUUUUACCCUCCUAAACUACCCAGAGUAAUACCUAGUUUUGUUUUGCCAGUCACAAAUAUUGCAGUUACGUGCUGUGAAAGGAAGAGGUUGCAGUGCUCAGUUUUGGUAAACAAACUCCUGUUUGCUGUGUGUAACAUGGGCUGGCAAUUUUCAGGAGCAGGAGGUUGAGUGCCCGAGACUGCAGUUGGCAUCAGUGCAGUGCUCAGCCUCGGGGUAGCAAUUGCGAUGUUACCAACAUGAACCACGUUGUCAGCAACAACGUGCACCAGGAUAAGUGUUUUUCUAUAUUGUGGGGG
This is a messenger RNA of Chiroxiphia lanceolata (lance-tailed manakin), 11230 nucleotides long. RefSeq names its product NIPBL cohesin loading factor (gene NIPBL). Gene Ontology annotation, cellular component: Scc2-Scc4 cohesin loading complex. The record is from RefSeq and is a predicted model, not a curated record. Gene Ontology annotation, biological process: heart morphogenesis; embryonic viscerocranium morphogenesis; regulation of gene expression. Gene Ontology annotation, molecular function: chromatin binding. Lineage: Eukaryota; Metazoa; Chordata; Aves; Passeriformes; Pipridae.